This is a messenger RNA of Bactrocera oleae (olive fruit fly), 1786 nucleotides long. It is a transcript of the gene Polr3E, whose product is annotated as RNA polymerase III subunit E. NCBI's taxonomy places the organism in Eukaryota, Metazoa, Arthropoda, Insecta, Diptera, Tephritidae. Gene Ontology annotation, biological process: tRNA transcription by RNA polymerase III. The record is from RefSeq and is a predicted model, not a curated record. Gene Ontology annotation, cellular component: nucleus; RNA polymerase III complex.
ACUCUAAACUCUUUCGGCUACGACGACGAAUGUUAUUAGUAGCACAUUCAUAAUAAAAUUAGAAUUUUUUUUAUUUUAAUCUAAUAUUUGUUUGAAACUUCUACAUUCGAAACAUCGAUAGAAUAGUAAAUUUUUUUUAUCGAUAAUGACACAUACUGUUGUAAUAUCUUCCAGCACUAUGCAAUUCUUCACGCUUGGAUGUUUUGAAUCAUGAAAUUUUGAAUGUGAGGGCUUUAAAAUUACAUAUGUGGAAAAAACAGAAUAAGAGAAAUUAAAUAAGGUUUUUAAGUUUUAAUAAUUAUUCAUAGUGUAAGAAAAUGUCCAACAAAUGCUUUGGUGAUGAUGCCAUUAUAGAAGAAAUUCCCAUAUUUUUGUCCAAAAAUCUUCAGGAAAAUCUAUAUCUUUUCCAGUAUCCGACCAAAACACAGAUAAGCAACUUUGAUAAUUCAGCUGUAGUUAACUGCUGUGUAAAGCCAUUGAACCAAGAAGUCAAAGUUGAUUUUGCAUUAAACACAGAAUCGCAUUUUUAUGACCGUUUUAAAGGAGAGAAAUUCGCUUUGGCUUCUGACGGAAAAUGUCAAACAAAAGGAGAACGUCCGACUUAUAAACGCGGAGUCAUGGAUAAGCAAGCUUUCACAAGUACACGUUCGUUGGAUGAUGUGGACAAAUAUGUAGUUGGUAUCCUUUCGGAUAAGGAAUUGCAUUUGACACCCUUGGCUAAUAUACUGCAGUUACGUCCUUCAUUAUCUCAUUUUGACAAAGAGGACAAACGAUUGAAGGCAGAACAAAAGGCCCUCAAUGAUGAAGAUGAUGAGGAAGAAUUACAACAAGUGACCGUAAAAUUCGCGAAAUCUGGCGUAGGAAAUAAAAAGUCGAAAGCUAAGGAAAAACAAGGAUAUGCAAGUUUUAUAAAACGAAGCAGUGAAGAAUCGUGGUGUGAGACAUAUUGGCACCCGCGAAAGUCCCCCACGGCAGAACUUGAAAGACAAAAGUUAUUUGCAACAAAUCAGCAGAUUAACUUGGCAUUAGAAUUGGACUUUCAAAAGUAUGUGAAGAAACUUCUACCUAAGGAUGGCAAGGACCAGGGCAUAGAUGCCGUACUUCCACCUAAGGUUAUUAGCAAAACUCGACUAAAGUCAAUGUGUCUAGUUGAUCAACUUAAAGUAAUUCUGAAAGAUGUGCGAAUGAUGAGUUAUGAGGAUAUAUACUCUAUACUUCAGGAUUGCAAUGAUUGCAGUAUAUCUUGUGAAAAAGUUCUUCGCGCUUUACCCCAAGUUGGAGUUCUGAUCCAUGGCAAUUGGGUACCCCAGUCCGAUAUAAUUUAUCCUACAGAUACAUUAUCCAACUCAAACGGUGUUUCUUCAGAGCUAAUGAUACGAGCACGAGAUUACGUGCUUUUCAGAUUUUCUCGUGUCAAGUAUCUAUAUCGUCGUCAGGUAAUAACGGCGACACAACUCCCACCUGACGAAGCUGCUGAGGUUCUACAAUCCGUUGCUCGUCUUAAUUCUGAAAAAAAGUGGGAAUUACUGUUGUCUCCCAACAAAGAGUUUGAACAGAGAUACCCAGAACUUAUUCAAAGACAGGAGAUGGUUUGGCGAGCUACUGAACAAACAUAUAAUGAAAUGGAUUUUGAGAAAUCACCCAAGCGUUCACGAAAACGGUCAAUUCGGGAAAACAAAUUGCAACCUGCGCAAAUGCCUCAAACAGAAGCAUCAUAAAAAUAUAUAUACUGUAUUUAAGAAGAAAUAAAACAUUUUCUUAAUUCUUUUUUAACACAGCAUUGAUA